Molecule: messenger RNA, 1323 nt
Organism: Paraglomus occultum
Lineage: Eukaryota; Fungi; Glomeromycota; Glomeromycetes; Paraglomerales; Paraglomeraceae
Source: the annotation of a GenBank genome assembly
AUGGGUGCCGACGAAGGUUGCAAAAGUCUUUAUGUGGGAAACCUUGACCCAAGAGUAACUGAUCAAAUGCUUCUCCAGAUCUUUGCUGUUUCUGGUUCUGUAAACAAUACGAAAAUUAUCCCUGAUAAAAACUAUCAACACGGUGGUUUGAAUUACGGGUUCGUUGAAUUUAAUGAUCAUCGUUCUGCUGAACAAGCUUUACAGACAUUGAAUGGGAGAAGGGUGUAUGACAUGGAAAUCAAAGUUAAUUGGGCUUUCCAAGGACAACAACAACACAAAGAAGACACAUCAAAUCACUAUCACAUUUUUGUUGGUGACUUGAGCCCAGAGGUAAACGAUGAAGUACUAGCAAAGGCAUUUAGCGCUUUCGGGAGCAUGUCGGAUGCACGUGUUAUGUGGGAUGUUAAUUCAGGAAAAUCUCGAGGAUAUGGGUUUGUGGCUUUUCGUGACAAGACUGACGCUGAGCAAGCAAUUGCAACCAUGAACGGCGAAUGGUUAGGUAGUCGUGCAAUUCGGUGCAACUGGGCAAAUCAGAAAGGCCAGCCAGGUCCGGGUAGCAAUACGUCUGAUCGACAAGGAAAUACUCCGCAAGCGCCUCAACUUUCUUACGACAUUGUUGUCGCACAGACACCUCAGUACAAUAGCACCGUAUAUGUAGGGAAUUUGCCGCCAUUUACUACACAGGAACACUUGAUGCCAUACUUUCAACCAUAUGGAUUUAUUAUCGAGAUUCGCAUGCAGGCAGAUCGUGGGUUUGCAUUUGUGAAAUUAGAUACGCAUGAUGCAGCCGCGCGCGCAAUUGUGAAUUUGCAAAAUACUCAAAUUAAUGGUAGAAUCAUCAAGUGUUCUUGGGGUAAAGACAGGGCACCAGAUCAGGGAACCAAUUCGUAUCAUGCUGUCGCCGCGGCUGCAGCAGUUGCCUAUGGUAUCCCGUCAACUUAUAGUUAUAAUACUUAUGGUUACUUCAGUAAUCAUACUGCUCACCACUACCCUACUCCAGGAUCAGAAACUGGAUAUGAUCUUCCGCCGGGCAUGACAGCUCCACCUCAAUCCAUUGCAUCACUCGACGGCAAUGCAGCAGUAGCUGCUCAAACACAACAUGCUAAUGCUGCAUGGGAUACUUAUUAUGGGGGUAAUGCUAAUUAUGAACCAUACUAUUACGGUGGGUACGGAUAUAAUACACAAGCAGGACACGGAUCGGCAGCACCAGGUUUGGGUGCACCUGGACUCGGCGCGCCUGGAAUGGGAGGACCUAAUUCGCCACAUGCUGUUGCUGGUGGACAUCCUCAUAAUCAUUCUGGCGGAAAUGCUUAUUCUGGAUAA